Molecule: messenger RNA, 1671 nt
Organism: Orbilia oligospora ATCC 24927
Lineage: Eukaryota; Fungi; Ascomycota; Orbiliomycetes; Orbiliales; Orbiliaceae
Exons: 3
Coding region: 1-1671 (556 amino acids)
Biological process (GO): purine nucleotide biosynthetic process; purine nucleobase biosynthetic process
Cellular component (GO): cytoplasm
Molecular function (GO): amidophosphoribosyltransferase activity
Source: RefSeq, a predicted model, not a curated record
AUGUGUGGAAUUCUCGGAGUUUUGCUCGCCGAUAUGAACGGCUCUGCAGCCUAUGAGUUGCAUGAGGCUUUGUAUCUGCUUCAGCAUCGUGGACAGGAUGCAUGUGGUAUCGCUACAUGUGCCCACGGUGGUCGUAUCUUUCAAUGUAAAGGAAAUGGGAUGGCAUCCCGUGUCUUCCAGGACGGAAGUCGAAUCCCUGAGCUCCCAGGCUUCAUGGGACUAGGACAUCUGAGGUAUCCUACCGCUGGCAGUAGUGCCAACUCGGAGGCUCAGCCGUUCUACGUCAAUAGCCCCUACGGAAUUUGCUUUGCACACAAUGGAAAUCUUAUCAAUGCUGCCGAGCUACGAAAGUACUUGGACGAGGAGGUCCACAGGCACAUCAACACGGACUCCGAUAGUGAGGUCAUGCUUAACAUUUUUGCCAGUGCCUUACAAGAUACUGGCAAAUUUCGUGUGAAUGAAGAGGAUAUCUUCACUUCUCUCAAGGCGAUCUACUCCCGCUGCAAGGGUGCAUUCGCUUGCACUGCCAUGUUGGCAGGCUUUGGCAUCGUCGGCUUCCGAGACCAAUAUGGCAUUCGCCCUCUGGUUCUAGGCGAGAAGCAAAACCCCAACGGUGGCUUUGACUAUAUGCUCGCUAGCGAGAGCGUCGCGCUCGAUAUUCUCGGCUACGGAAACGUCCGAGACGUUCAGCCCGGUGAAGCCGUAUUCAUCAAGAAGGGAGCGAAACCUGUCUUUCGACAGGUUUGCCCUCAAGCCGCCUUCACACCGGAUAUCUUCGAGUUUGUAUACUUCGCUAGACCAGACUCAGUCAUUGAUAAUAUCUCGGUACAAACGGCCAGAAUAAAGAUGGGAGAGAUGCUGGCGGAGACUGUGACCAGCAUUUUGGGCGAGCAGGUAGUCAAGGAGAUUGAUGCUGUCAUCCCAAUCCCUGAGACAUCGAACACUUCGGCCUCAGCCUUGGCGGAUCAGCUAAACCUCCCGUAUGUCCAAGGGUUCGUGAAGAAUCGAUAUGUUUUCCGGACAUUCAUCAUGCCCGGCCAAUCUUCUCGAACAUCAGCCGUCCGCCGAAAGCUCCAUGCCAUGUCAACGGAGUUCCAAGGCCGAAACGUCCUUCUAGUUGAUGACAGCAUCGUCCGUGGCACCACCAGUCGCGAAAUUAUUCGCAUGGCUCGCGAGGCCGGUGCAAACAAGGUUUAUCUUGCUAGUUGUGCCCCGCCAAUUCGCAACGCCCACAUCUACGGUAUUGAUCUUGCCGAUAGGAAAGAGUUGGUGGCGUACAACAGAUCUAAGUCACAAGUUGCCCAAGAAAUUGGCGCAGACGAGGUGAUCUAUCAGACUCUCCCCAACUUGAUUAAAGCCUGUGCAUCGGUCAAUCCUUCGAUCAAGAACUUUGAGGUUGGUGUCUUUAACGGGGAGUACGUUACAGGUUGCGAUCCGGCAUACUUUAAGCACCUUGAAGAUCUCAGAGGCGAGAAGAGUAAAGCCAAGAGAAAAGAAGCGGCGAUGCAAGCUGUCAAUGCGGGUGUCGCUACGAAAGAUGAUGUUGGACUUGUACUUGAAACAGGACAGACGGCAAACGGACACCCGGUAGUUAAUGGCUCAGCGGUCAAGAUGCAGCAGCCUAGUCCUAAUGAUGUUAGUUUGCACAAUAUUUAUGAGAAUGGACGGUAG